UCACUCCACCUCCUCCUCCACCUCCUCCUCCACCAGCCUGAACUCACAACAGUGAGAAAGGACCUUCAGUGGAACAGAGAGCAGCUUCAACAGGUCGCUGGUGGUGCUGCAGCUGAGUGAUGGAGCUGAAGGUGUGGGUGGAGGGCGUGGUCAGGGUGGUGUGCGGCCUAUCACUGACCACUUCCUGCCAGGAUGUCGUCAUCGCUCUCGCAAAGUCGCUUGGUCGGACCGGUCGGUACCUUCUCAUCGUGAAGCUGCGAGGGGCGGAGAGGCAGCUGGUGGCCGAGGACUGUCCUCUUCAGCACCUGUCUCAGCUGGGUCAGCUGGCUCCGGAGUUCCACUUCGUCCUGCGGAGGACCGGUCCCAGCCGGGGGGAUGGGGCGGGCACACCCGACAGGGAGCGACGGUUGUCCUCGCCCGGCCCCCGGGACCCGGAGCCUCUGAGCUCCGGUCCGUGUCCCCCGGCCCACCUCAAGAGGACCUGGACCCCGUCGCCCAGAGCUUCUCCAGAACCCCGGGCUUCCCCCGUCUCGUUCCCGGACCCUCACAGCUCCACCAAGGAGGAGGUGUUCAGGCAGGUCCUGCAGCAGCAGAGGAGGCUGCAGGAGCUGGAGAACCAGGUCAGGUCUCUGGAGAAGGAGGCCGAGGUGUGGGAGCAGGAGGGCUCAUCUGCCAGAGAUGCCGGUCCGACUGUGGUCAGGGAAGCAGAACUGGAGGACCUGGAGCGGCGCCUGAGGCAGAACGAGGCCGAUCUGAUGCUUGGACUUCGGUGGGAGGAGAAGUUCCAGGCGGAGGUGGACCGAGAAGAAGAUCUGCAGAGAGGUCUGCAGCGGCUGCACGCCUUGAUGGAGGACCACCCCCACCAAUUGGAGGAGCUCCAAGCCCACUCCGUUCAGCUGGAGCAGGAGGUGCAGCUCGAAGGCCACAGGCUCAGCUCGCGGGCAGACUCGAGGCCGCCGGAGGAGGCGCUGAGGCCUCUAAAGCAGGAGCUCCGUUACCGGUGGCAGCAGGGAGAAGAUCUGGAGGCGGCGUUUUCCGGGACGCAGAGGGAUCUCCAGGCGGCGGAGCAGAAGCUGCAGGGCCGGAGGGAGAUGAUCGAGGAGCUGAACAAGGAGCUGAGGCAGUGUAAGCUGCAGCAGUUCAUCCUGCAGACCGGGGCCCCCCCCCCCCGAGACCCUCGCCGACCUCUGCCUCAGCAGUGCUGGCAUCAUGGAGCCGCAGAGGGACUGGACGUGAUGAAGUCCAGUACUGCCGAGUUAAAGUAACACCAACCAGGAAGAAGAAGAGUUCAAAGUAUUUAUUUCAUCUUCUUCAUCAGAUGAAGAUGUAACAGAAGGAAAGAAGGAAAAAUCCUCAGAGGAGCUGAAAUAGACAGAAUUAGAUUUAUUUAUUGAACUUAUACGGAUGUCAAAAACACGACAUCAUGAAGUAAAGCAUGAAGGACUGUGUGUGUGUGUGUGUGUGUGCGUUUGUGUUUGUGUGUGAGUGUGUGUGUGUGUCUCUGACAAGCCAGUAUUGUAGAUUGUCAAUAAAAUUAAUUAAUAUACAUUUUUCUGCCCCUGAUUUAGAUUGCACCUUUUGAAUUUAAUUUUUACUCUUUAAUAUUUUCUACUUGAAUUAAUCACAUAAAGUAUUUUAAAUAAAAUACCUUUCCCAUA
This is a messenger RNA of Gasterosteus aculeatus aculeatus (three-spined stickleback), 1658 nucleotides long. Its product is annotated as ras association domain-containing protein 7-like. Gene Ontology annotation, biological process: signal transduction. The record is from RefSeq and is a predicted model, not a curated record. NCBI's taxonomy places the organism in Eukaryota, Metazoa, Chordata, Actinopteri, Perciformes, Gasterosteidae.